AAUUGUUUAAUUUCUGGUCAUCUCCGAGUUUCAUAAAUCUUAUUUAGUGCUUGUGAAUGCGCGGGGGUGGAGUUUCACCUUCUCCAUAUUCAGAAGUUGGGUGGCUGCUUGAAGCUCACACUCUUUGCCGUAUAAAGAGAGGACCUCGGUCUCUUUAAGACAAGACAAAUUAACGACUUGUACAAAUAAUUGGCCGCAUUGCUUCAUUUUUGACAUCACUAAAACAUUUAUGGUGUCCACUGACGCGCUACAUGCUUGAGACGAGGCCAGAGGAGCAUGAUGGAGUACUUGAGCGACAAGUUCUCCUUAAAAAGUCAAGCGAUUAAAGGCAGCGAUUACUACAUGGACCAAGUCAUGGAGACUUUAGACAAUGUGCAGUACUACAACAAGACAUCACCUAAAUGCGUCCAGGCCUUCUCGAUGCAGAGCAAUGAUCAACACACCACCAUGGACAGAUCGUCUCCGUGUGACAACCAAAACAAUUCAGGCGUGAAUUACUGCGCUCCUAAAACUGAAGACAGCAGCCUGCACGCGAUGGAGAACUGCUGCAGACCAGACAAAACAGACCUGGACGACAUCGGCGAAAAAUGCGACAGCAACGUGUCGAGCAGCAAGAAGAGACGCCAUCGCACGACCUUCACGAGCGCUCAACUAGAGGAACUGGAGAAAGUCUUCCAGAAAACCCACUACCCAGAUGUGUAUGUGAGAGAACAACUGGCCAUGAGAACAGAGCUCACGGAGGCCAGGGUUCAGGUAUGGUUCCAGAACAGAAGAGCCAAGUGGAGAAAGCGAGAAAGAUACGGACAGAUCCAGCAGGCCAAAAGCCACUUUGCAGCGACCUAUGACAUAUCAAUGCUGCCCCGGACAGACAGCUACUCACAGAUUUCCAACAACUUAUGGACAGGUCCCACUGCAGGCAGCUCUGUAGUCUCGUCCUGCAUGAUCCCACGCGGUUCCCCUCCCUGCGUGACGUCUCCCUAUCCCCACUCGCCGAGAGCCGGCGAGCACAGUUACGUGGGAUUCCCCAAUCACCAGCAAAAUCAGUUUGGAAUGUCUCUCAACAACUUCUUCGCCGAUUCACUUCUGGCGCCUUCAGCGAACAGUCACGCUGCGUUCGAGACCAAACCUGAGUUUGAACGGCGGUCCUCCAGCAUUGCUGUGCUGCGGAUGAAGGCGAAGGAACACGCAGCCAACAUAUCUUGGACCAUGUGAACUCUGAACUUAUUCUAAUAGUGCUGAUCUCAACAGUUUUAACCUAUAACAGUACAGCCAGUUACUUCGUGAAUUUGUUUUUAUUUUAUUUUUUAUUGGAACAACAAAAUACCAGCCGUAAUUAUAGACUGUUCUGGAAAAGUUUUCUGUCCUUUCAAAAAUAAUUUAAGAAACCUCUUGAUUAAACAGUAGUUGUUCUUAUUUUGUCUUAGCGUCUCUUGUCAUUGUGAAUAUGAAGGCCACAGAUCUCGACAGUAUUAUACUCUCAUGACUUUGACAGAGAUGUUAUGGUCGACAUACUAACACUAUGUCUUUGUGCUUUGCAGCAAAGCUGUUUAAUGCUCUCUAGCUGUGGUUUAGUCCACAUUGCCACAUGCAGAGUUGCAAUUUUUUAUUUUAUAUUACGGUAAUAAAAGUUCAUUAAAAUUA
Carassius auratus (goldfish) is the source of this 1641-nucleotide messenger RNA. RefSeq names its product ALX homeobox 1 (gene alx1). Bases 277 to 1212 code for a protein of 311 amino acids. Gene Ontology annotation, molecular function: RNA polymerase II transcription regulatory region sequence-specific DNA binding; DNA-binding transcription activator activity, RNA polymerase II-specific. NCBI's taxonomy places the organism in Eukaryota, Metazoa, Chordata, Actinopteri, Cypriniformes, Cyprinidae. The transcript has 4 exons. The record is from RefSeq and is a predicted model, not a curated record. Gene Ontology annotation, biological process: positive regulation of transcription by RNA polymerase II; embryonic skeletal system morphogenesis; negative regulation of DNA-templated transcription.